GUGACGUCACACACAAACACGCGCAGAAGAAGAGCGGAAUCGUUCAGCGCGCGAGUCUCACAGAUCGGCGAUAAUAAUAUUUCAUAUUUGCGCUCAUGUUGUAAUAAAUAUAAACGUGACAGCGACAGCGGAAGAGUGUUCGUGUCCAGACGGAUGGAGGAGUUUCUAAAGCACUUUAAAAACCACAGCAGAGCGGAGCAGCGCUGGCUGUCUGCGGUGUUUGAGGCAGUGCAGCAGCAGCUUCUUCCGCUCAUCGAUGCGUCUCUGGGUCUGUCUGUGUCUCGUCUGUCUCUGGCCGUCGUGUCGAAGGUUCAGACGGCCGGCGGCUCGGACACUGAGUUACCUGUCAGCUACAGGUUUGUGUCCGUGUCGGAGCUGAUCCGUGAUCAGAGAACCGCCUGCUGCAGCAGCCUCCGCUGGAGCUCCGCCCACUACCGGGAACAAGCCAGGGGGGCGGAGCUAAAGCUACCUGGCUAUAAAGCUCUCCCGCGUGACAACCUGCUUCUGAUUGGCUGUCUGUGUGACGGACAGACUGCGGGGACCAGUGACGGCGUCUGGAGGGUGCGAGACGCGGGAGGCAGCCUAGCGUGUGCGAUGCUGAAGUCGUCUUGUCUCUGGCUGGGGAGGCUGAUGCUGUUUCCCUCAUGGAACUACAUCCCCCAUAAUGCACCUGGGGCGGGUUACCUAGAGCUGCUGGAGCCUCCGGUGUGCGUGACCCUGGAGGCCAUGGCCUUUGACCCCGGAGGAGCCCUGAGCGAGGUCAUGAGCGUGACGCGGGCGGCUGAGAUCCUCAGACAGAGGGGUGAGGAUCAGGCGUGUGUGUGCGUCAGCGGCCGGGUGAGCGUCGUCUGUCCUCUGCUGGUGAUCCGUGGGAAGCGGUUCUUCUGCCUCGUCCUCAGUGAAGAAGGGUCUUCAGUGCCUGUGUUCAUCACGGAAGCCAAGCAUCAGUACUGGAGGCAGUGUGUGUGUGUCGGCCAGAGCGUGUGGCUCUCGUCUCUGCGUGUGUGCUCGCUGCAGGGGCUGGAGGGCCGGCGUGUGCUGAUGGACAGCUGUCAAUCACGCCUCCAUCUGCACCUGCAGAACCAGGAGAGCUCAGAGGAUCCAGACACACACACAGACUCCCUCACCGCAGACACACACACCGCAGACACACACACCGCUGACACACACCUGCGCUCAGGUACAGUGUCCGGCUCCGGUCCUGCAGUCAGAGUGAAACGCUCCACGCUCAUCAGCUUUAAGGGCACGGUCACAAAGAUCUUGAACGCAGAGGCGGGGCUUUAUGAGAUUGACGGACAGGUGGGGCUUUGUCUGGCCUAUCAGCCGACUCAGAAAUGGGGCGGCGGCUUGAGGCCAGGGGCGGAGAUUCAGCUUCACAAUGUUCACUUCAUGUACCGCGCUUCCCCGUUUGCUCCGCGUGUGGUUCUGUGCGCGUGUCUGCGCUCCAGCCUGCAGAUCACCGCCUUCAGCCGCCUGAGUUCAAAGGUGGAGGUGUCGGGGUCACACGGGCCGCUGCAGUGCCUCCUGCUGGAGAAGAAUCUGGGCGCGUCGCAGUAUCUCUGGCUCUGCUACUGUCAGAACGCCGUCGCUGAGCGGUUGUGUCCUCGCUGGGUGAGAGCGGAGCGAGUGUGUGUUGUCGCCGAGCGGCUGCUGGACUUUGUGUGUGACGCUGAACAGAAGACACAAAAAGAGAGAAACAUUUACAGAGAGAUGAUACAGGAGCCACACCAGUGCCCUGUUACCACGUUCUGUGUGUGGUGGCCGUCUGCGGCGCUGUGGUCACUGAGGCAGCUGUCUGAUUGGAUGAGGCGUGAGGUGUGGGCGUCGCUCUCGCUGGCGUCUCUCCUGCCUGCAUCCUCGGCUCACAUGACGGCGCUGGAGCUGAACGCGGCGCUGUCAUGGUCUGUUCACAAGGUCCCGCUGACGGACGCGUCCCCGGAGCCGCUGCUGUUGCUGGGGGUUCUGGAGCUGGACUCGACCCGCGCCACGCUGCAGCUCAGAGACCAAACACACGCACUCGACUGCCUGUGUGUCUCAGCACACCAAUCAGGAGACCGAACCGCACACAUCAGCACCGCCUGGCAGGGUUGUCUAGUGUGUGUGCGGCGGUGUACAUUAGUCAUGGAGAGGUUCAUGAAGACACAUUUCCCUUCCUGGAAACACCUGGAUCAGCCGAGUUACAUCACACACAAACACUGCAGGGUUUAUCUUCAGCUGUGUGUGGAUGAUCUGACCAUCAUCAGUCCGUCUGCUGCCAUGAGCCGCUGUCUGAUGGAGGACAGACAGACAGACCGAGAGAGCGCUAAGAGACCCAGAGCGGCUGAGCGACCUCUGACCCCUGCGGCGUGUGUGAGUUUGCUGCUCAGACUGGAGUCCAAGCAGGGCGUGACGCUGCAGAACGGCUCCGCUGCUGAGCUCAGACUGCAGCCGGGCUUCGUCUGCAGAGCCGUGUGUUUGGGAGACGCUCAGCGCUGGAGCCACGACCCCAGAAACCACCGGCCGCAGGAGCGCGAGAGACACGGAGACGCUCAGAAGAUUGAGCUACACUUCAUGGGUUCGUGUGUUCGCUGGUUCCCCGUUCUUCAUCCUGGAUGUGUGUACAGAUUAAUCGCACGCAACACUGAGGAUGUGAGUGUGUUAAAAGCCAAGGGGGUUUCAGCGAAGGGCGGAGUCACACAGCUCAGCAGCCCCGCCCUCCUGCUGCAGCAGCAGUGGCGCAUUCACACGAUCACUGAAGAGCUGCCAGAUACACAGUCAGGUGUUCCUGCGCUCAUGAGCGUGUCUGCAGUUCUUCACAGCAGCUCCGCCCCUGAGAUCGUCUCCUUCUGUGGAAUCAUUACUCAGCGAAUCACAUUAAAGGAGGACAACGGAACCAAACCCAAGAUCCAGUCACUGACAGCAGCUGAAGAUGCAAGUGCUGAGCAGGAUCUGCGGGUGCGUUUGACCGUGCAGGACGCUGAUUGUCCCGGUCAUGUGAUCGAUGUGUAUGUGGAUCUGUCAUGUGGUCCAUACACACUCGGUCUGAUCGCCGGAGCCAUGGUUUCUGUCCAUCAUGUUCAGCGCAGAGUCUCCAAAGUGUGUAACGUGUACUGCCGCUCUCUGCCCAUCAGCUGUGUGAGCGUCACUGACCUGACGUCAGUCUGUUCAAGGUCAGGUGUGGCUCCGUCUCCUCCUCCCAUGAUGCUCUUGGGCGAGUGGGCGUUGGGCCGGGUGCAGCGCUGUGUGCUGGCUCAGGUCAAAGGUCACGUGGUGUGUGUGUUGUCUCUGCGGCUGCAGUGGACGUGUUCUCUCUGCGGGAGCAUCUUCAGACAGGCGUCCUGUGGCCGAACUCACCCACCGUGUGACUCGACCAGCGCAGUGUUUCAGGCUGAGGCCAAGGUGGUGCUGGAGGACGGCUCUGCUGACUCUCACGUCUGGUUCUCAUCUGACACCGUCUGCGAUCUGCUGAAGUUGAAUGCGGGUCAGUGGGAGGGGCUUCAGAGGCACGUCAGGGUCAAAGGUCAUGUGAAGGUGUACACACGCGGACGGAACAUGACGUGUGACGAGGACCCUGAUGAUACUUUAGUUCAGUAUCUGAGCUGUUUGUGCUCCAGCACCGCUGUGUGUCGACAGAUUCACCUCACCUGCCGACUGCGAGCUCAGAGAACAGGGAAAUCUCAGCUGAGGAAAGUUCAUCGAGGACAAACUGAAUUCAUCUGCAAAUUCACACCUGCACUGCAGUUACAAUGCCAACACAUACACACACGCUAAACACACACACACGCUAAACGCACACACGCUAAACAUGCACACUAAACACACGCGCUAAACACACACACACACAAACACUAAACGGCAGACGUGUCAUGUGAUCAGAUGCUGCUGUGCUUCAUGUGUUCGAUGUUCUGCUGCUGUUCUUCAGCUUUUCACUCGUUCACUGAAUUAUGUUUGCAACAAAAUAAUAUAUUUUUUAAUAUUUUUAUUAUAUAAUUUUUUAUGGUUGUGAUUAUUUUAUUAUACACAGUAAAUAUUGUAAGAUAAAACUCUUGUUCAGGAACAGAAAUAAACAGAAUUAUGUUUGAUUCGUUACGUUU
This is a messenger RNA of Onychostoma macrolepis, 4073 nucleotides long. It is a transcript of the gene ctc1, whose product is annotated as CTS telomere maintenance complex component 1. Gene Ontology annotation, molecular function: single-stranded DNA binding; telomeric repeat DNA binding. Lineage: Eukaryota; Metazoa; Chordata; Actinopteri; Cypriniformes; Cyprinidae. Gene Ontology annotation, biological process: telomere maintenance via telomere lengthening; positive regulation of DNA replication. The transcript has 23 exons. Bases 154 to 3750 code for a protein of 1198 amino acids. The record is from RefSeq and is a predicted model, not a curated record. Gene Ontology annotation, cellular component: CST complex.